Messenger RNA from Fomitopsis serialis, 871 nucleotides. Its product is annotated as putative guanine nucleotide-binding protein gamma subunit. Gene Ontology annotation, biological process: G protein-coupled receptor signaling pathway. Gene Ontology annotation, cellular component: heterotrimeric G-protein complex. The coding region runs from base 244 to 495 and encodes 83 amino acids. Gene Ontology annotation, molecular function: G-protein beta-subunit binding. The transcript is spliced from 4 exons. The record is from RefSeq and is a predicted model, not a curated record. Lineage: Eukaryota; Fungi; Basidiomycota; Agaricomycetes; Polyporales; Fomitopsidaceae.
GGGCGCUUGGGUGAUGCCAACGACCUGAUCCCGCGCCUCCACCUCGUCUCGCCCGACACUCUGCCGCUCCUUUGCCCUCUUUCCUUCCCUCUUUUUUUGGAGUGUCUCGCAGCUGCGACAGCCACGCGCGCCCCCGCCGCCUGCUACGCCAAGUGUACAGAAGGGCAGGGCCUACUUCGUGCUGUCUUUUCUGUCCUUUUCCUACCCGACCCGCCCUCGCCCUAGCCUCGCCCCGCCCACACCAUGAGCUCCCGCCAGUCGAAGGUAUCCACGUCCGAGCUCAAGCUCCGGAGGCUCCUCGAACACAACCAGCGGUUGAGGGAGGACCUCGCGAGACCCCGCAUACGUGUUAGCGAAGCCAGUGUGAGCUUGAUCAACUAUUGCAAGAACACACAGGACUACCUCGUACCAUCAGUAUGGGGAACCGUUAGCAAAGCGGAGGAUCCGUUUGGUGCACCACAACCAUCGAAUGGCUGCGGAUGCGUCGUCAUGUAGUCACCUUCGUGAAAAUCGCUGCAUGCAGCAGCAGCCUCACCCCUACCUCCGCUUGCGCCCGCGCUACGAGCCGCCUCUCAAAUAUGCGCACCCUGCUCUCCGCCGCCUCGCGACCCUACACUUCUGACGCGCCGCCCCGUCGUAUGUCGUGUCACCCCGGACAGUCACAUCCUCAGCAUCCGCAUUCAGCUUGCACUUUGGCAUUUCGCAUUAGUACAUAUGGAUAACCCUAUGCAUCCUACUUGGUCUUCGCCGUCUUAGCUCGUCGUUACUGCUUUGCAUUAGUACACGGAUCGCGUCCUUCAUUCACAUGUAUACCUACGCCGAGUUUCCCGCCUCCCCUAAUGCACUUCGUUAGCACGGUGGGUGAUGGACU